GACGGGCACACGCCACACGGCCCACACACGUUGAACGCUAGAAGCUAGGAAUUACGGAAGUCGGACGAGCGGAUCGCUGCCGUUUGUGCUUUCGCUUUUGCUUUCGCUUUCGUUGCCCGUUUUAGAAUGAAAAUUCUCUGUAUUAUCUGUCACGAUCUGCUAAUACCAACCGAAGACAUUUUUUUCACUCAUUGCGGACAUGUGUUUCAUCACCGCUGCCUGUCCCAGUGGUUCGAAAGGUCGAAGACCUGUCCGCAAUGUCGUGCCAGAACGGCAGAAGAUCGAAUCCAUAAGGCCCACUUCACGGUUUCGAAUACCGAGGAUAACGAGGACAAUUUGCAAGGGAGGAUCGACAGCCUGAAAUUUCAAGUUUUACUGAACGAAAGGAACAUCAAGCAUUACAUUUCGAAAAAUGCGGUUCUGGAGAAGCAGAACGCUGGCCUCAGACUGGAAGUGCGAAAGGUGGAAAGCGAAAUCAGGCAGAAAAACUCGAAUAUUUAUGCCUUAAAGGACGAGAUAAGAUAUUUCAAGGAGAAGCAUCAAGAGUAUGAAGUACUGAAAAAGGAGUUAUCAGAGAAGAAAAGGGAGGUGAAGCAGUUUCGAGACAUAUAUAAAACACUGUCGACGAGUACGCUGGAUGAUAUGCAGGAUAUAAUUAGGGAAACGACUGAUCGCAACACGUUAAUGAAUUAUAUUUUUGUUAUGAAAAAGAUAAUGUCUAAGAAAACGAGAACAAUCAAUUAUCUGCAAGGUCAGCUUUUAAGACACCGUGGCUCCCUAGAAGAAGAGCGAUCUAAAAAAGUAGACUUUGAGCAAAUAAACACAAAACAGGAAAGUGCAGAUCAAAGUGAUUCAUCGUCUUCAGAGGCAGAAGUUGAAAUCAUUAGUGACUCGAGCCAGGAAAUGUACUCUAGACAUAAGUCUACACUUGACGAAUGUCCAACCGUUACAAAAAAAGCGAAACUGUGUUUGCGAUCAGGUAACAGUAGCGAUAAGACGAAUGAUAUGAUUACGAACGAUAUUAGGAGCACCGCAGGGAUAAGUUCACAAUCAAAACAGGAAAAAUGUUAAAACCGUAAAAAAGUAUUUUGUGAUAUCAUCCUUAAAUUUAAGCGUUCGUGUAAAAAAUAAUUCAUAUUAAGAUUAAUUUUUGCUACAUCAACAUCUGCUACAUUGAUUAAAUUAUGGAAUAAGAAUAGAAUUCUGUACAUCAUGAAAUAUUAAGCUGGAGAUAUCUCUCCUUAUAGUGAAAUAUCUUCCUCAAUUUUCAUUCUUCAAAUCUAGAAUCCCAAUUAGGUUUGCUCUUGAUAGUGCACUUUAUUUUGCAUCGUCAUGAGGGUACAUGGCGAGCAAGAAGAAAAUUUUAAGUUAAAAAGGGAGAUUCCAGAAUAGUGGCAAAUAAAAUGAAGAAUCUUUACUAAUUUUUUGAUAAUAAUUAUUAUGAACUGUUUCAUCUUUCUAUGGACAAUUUAUAUGAGAUGUAAUGUCUCAAUUAAUAUCUGUACUUUAAACCUUCAAACAGUAAUUAAAAUAUUAUUGCGCUUUCUCGAAAGUAACGCUAAAAUGUAUAUUGAGAUUAAUAUAAAAAUUUGUAUCUUUUUUUUACAUUAAUGAUUGUAUUUGUCAAUACGUCGUGUUGUAAAAUAAUGUGUACUUAAUCUGAAAACUAUUUUUUUAAUACAGAGUAUAUAUUUUGUGUGUAUGUGCAUUUGCAUCUGUAGUCAUCUACCUCAAGAGAAACCUACACGUGAUUCUCAACGUAGUGCAUAACUCAGAAUCGCUUGUAACUACUCAAUUAAGUUCCACAUAUCUUUUUAUUAUAAUCCACGUUUAAUUUAAUGUAAACCAAAUACUAUAACCACCACGUGCCAAAAAUAUUUCCAGAAUAUAAGACAGUGAAAUAAAAAAAGAGUAAUGAUGAAAUCAUGUAUAAUAUAAGUGAGCUUAUUAGUAUAACGGAUUACUCGCCCGUCAAGAGAUUAAGCGAUUUUCAAGUGUAUCUAUAAACUUUUAUUCAGUUUUCAUAAGCGCUACAUCAUUUUCAUACGUAAAGAGAUAGACAAAAGGAAUUCUGACGUCACAUGUGUAUAUGUACACGGGAUACUUCGCGGACAGGGCAUGCCAUUUAAAUGUUACAAAAAACGCAUUGGUUCUUAUCAGUAGCAGUCGUGUUUUUUAACAAUUGGAUUAUUAGUCGGAAUACUCUCUUAUAUCCUAGGAACUGAAAAACGAGUACUUUUUGUACGUAAGACUAGUAUCGUUCAUCUAUGCUUUCCAUAUUCUGCAAUUGUAAAUACGAACAAAGUCGUCAUUCGAAGCGUCAUCUAAUGCGUCAAUACUUUUAUACUCGUUUACAUAUUAUUACUUAUUUUUUUCUUUAAUAACGUUAUUGUACGUCAAGCGCCGGUACGAAUGUACAAAACACACUUUGGCUCGCCAAACCAAGUUUCCGCCAAACUUGUAACAUAUUAAAAAAUUGAUUUAAUUGCAA
This is a messenger RNA of Wasmannia auropunctata (little fire ant), 2491 nucleotides long. Its product is annotated as E3 ubiquitin-protein ligase TRAIP-like. Gene Ontology annotation, molecular function: zinc ion binding. The record is from RefSeq and is a predicted model, not a curated record. The transcript has 6 exons. Lineage: Eukaryota; Metazoa; Arthropoda; Insecta; Hymenoptera; Formicidae. The coding region runs from base 127 to 1071 and encodes 314 amino acids.